Messenger RNA from Notothenia coriiceps (black rockcod), 2537 nucleotides. It is a transcript of the gene hdgfl3, whose product is annotated as HDGF like 3. The coding region runs from base 389 to 1060 and encodes 223 amino acids. NCBI's taxonomy places the organism in Eukaryota, Metazoa, Chordata, Actinopteri, Perciformes, Nototheniidae. The record is from RefSeq and is a predicted model, not a curated record. The transcript is spliced from 6 exons.
UAACUGCAGCUUCGCCAGGUACUGGGGGCGCGUCUGCAAAGUGGGAAGCGGUUUCAAUUUCAAACCCUAACAGACCGAGGGACGGGCCCCUGGAUUGUAGAAUAACGUAAACACCAAAACGUUAAAGCGUUUAGCCGUAACAAUUGUACGUUUCCUUUCAUAAACCAGUGCGUUGUCCUAAUCAAAGGCCGCGGUUUUUUUUUUUUAUCCCACUGGAUCCGCGAAAUAGCUCGUCCGUCGCCGCGUCUUUGCUCCCGUUUUCCGCGCCUGGUUCAUUUGAAUGAAAACCCGACUUGUUUGCAGCAGGUGUUGACCAACCCGGACACUGACCCACCCUAAACUAUUACUCUUUUUUUGGCGGACAUAGCAAGCAAUUUCUGCAAGAAACAUGCCGCGGUCCAACAGGCAAAAAGAAUACAAACCUGGAGAUCUUGUGUUUGCUAAAAUGAAGGGGUAUCCACACUGGCCUGCGAGGAUUGACGAAUUACCCGAAGGAGCUGUGAAGUCCCCCUCAAACAAGUACCAGGUGUUCUUCUUUGGGACACAUGAGACGGCGUUCCUGGGGGCCAAGGAUUUGUGCCCCUACGAUGAAAACAAAGAGAAGUUUGGUAAAGCAAACAAGAGGAAAGGCUUUGCUGAGGGACUCUGGGAGAUCGAGAACAACCCCACCGUCAAGCAUGAAGCCAACGAUUCAUCUAAGAAGGACAACGCUUCAGAAGGAGCAGGGGAUGCUGGGAGCACGGAGAAAGCAGACGCCGAGGGCAGCAGCGAUGAGGAUGAAGGGGCUCUGGUAAUCGAUGAGAAGAACGAGAGGGGAGGGAAUAAACGAAAAGCAGAGGAGUCCACAGAGGCUUCACCCAAGCGGCCGAAGGAUACUGAGGCAGACGGUGACACGAAAGUCGACGGCAGCAAGUCUAAAGCGGAGGCCAAGCUCAAUGAUGUGGCCGGACCCAAGGCAAAUGCCCCCUCCUCACAGAGCGAGUCGAAAGCAGAGGCCCAGGACAAGGCUCCCGCAGGAGAGAAGCUAACAGCAGACAAGCCUGUGACAGACAGCGCUUAACGUCAACUCUCAGAAGAAAAAAACCAAGAAACUUUGAUGCUUUUCCCAGGAAUUUAAGCAUCAACAUGAUUACCUGCAGGAUGCCAGAUGUCAACUGUUUAAUUGAAAGGAUAAUUAAAAAAAAAAAAAACUAAAAGUUUGUAUUCAGAGACAAACAAAUCUUCAUCUGCCAUUUUUGGGAUAUCAUAUAUCCCAGAAACAAAACGUUUGCUAAUCUGGUUCCAAACUAUUGAACUGAGCACUUGAAGGCUCAUUUAUAAAUGGGAUUUUGGUGUGUAUAUAUUUUUUAUUUCUAAGUGCAAUUACAUAAUUACAAAGACUGAAUGCUAGGUGUCAAAAAAAUAAUCAGUUCAGAGGGAAUACAAAACUGAAUAUAUAAAAACAUUUAAACCCAACAAAAAUGAAAAAUACUUAUAUCUGAUGGUUUUAAAACACAUUAUUGUACAGGAAUAAGAAAAAUGUUCCACCCAAGCUUUCAUGAAUUCAAUGUUUUACUUACAUCUAUCUCACCUAGCUUAUCAGCCUCUUCUUAAAUAAUAUAUUCAGUCAUUGGAUACAUGAUGAGUUGCACUUUGAAAAUUCGUGGUUUUUUUUCAGCUGCCCUAUUAAUCAUUGUCUAGUUCACUGUAUGAUGUUUUAAUGCAACACAGGUUUUGUUGCUUUAGUGUAGUGGAAUGCUUCAUUGCAGGUGACCAAAUUACAGGAUUAUUUUCUCCAGAUUGAAUAUUUAAAGCCCAUUUGAAAAGUGCUAUUGUAGGAUCAAAUCAGUCACUUUUCAAAGUGACUGAUUUCAAAAAAUGAGAUCAGUGCAUGCACUGCAUCGUCAAAAUUAAGAUGUUUCAAUGUUAAUUAUUGGAACCAGAAAGACAUUCCUGAAUGUUGUUGCUCAGUCUUUAAGUUUUGGAGUUCUUUUGCAGGUAGUAAAAGUUAUUUGUCGCAAUUUUUUCUGGAGAAAUUAUCUGGCAAACAUUUCAAAAUCCAUCAAGUCAACUGUCAAUUCCUCCCAGUUCUUAUUAAGCUCAUGUUAAUGCUGCCAUUGCUUCAUACUUGAAAUGUAACCAGGAAGAACACUUAGUUGCAUUCAUGAAUUGGUUGUACCAAAUAAGUUUUUGUUUUUUUAAUGUAUAGCUCACAUUGUUAAUGCCAUCAUAUGAUCUCCACAAAUUCAUGAGAAGAGUGUAGUGAACCAUCUGUAAAACUUAGUUUUUUCCAAACCUCUUAACUGGAAUAUGAGUCUGUUUUACUUCAAUGGUCUUAUUAUUUUGGCUGUAAAUCAAAGUUGUGAUGUACAAGGUGUGUUUUAUUUUAUCAUUUGUUUAGACGACUGUUUAGACAAUGUGUUACUUGGAUGUCAUUGUCAUCGCUUUAGUGUUCUUGCCUGUAUCUGGCAACAUGGAGUUACAGUUAAUCAAGUGAUGAACCUAAGGGAAUUUCAGCUUUUAAAAAUGAUCAUGAAACUGACUGCUUUGCCUAAAAA